AUGUGGUUAUGUCUUGGUUCUACGCUGGAGAGGCUUAACAGAUCUUCCUCAAUCAUGGCAGUGUUUAGCAGCAGUGAAUGGCAGUGGAAUGACUCAGAACAUUCUGAGGGAAACUACAGCCUGAUAUCAGGCACUGAAGAAGUGAAGCGGAAUUACUAUGCCAUGCUCUAUUCCCUACUCAUCCUAGCUAUUGUGUUUGGGAAUGUCCUGGUGUGUAUUGCUGUGCUUAGAGAGAAAGCUCUGCAGACCACCACCAAUUACCUGGUGGUCAGCUUGGCUGUGGCUGAUCUCUUGGUUGCCUCACUGGUCAUGCCCUGGGUGGUCUAUUUGGAAGUGGUUGGUGGAGCUUGGCUCUUCAGUCGCUUGUAUUGCAAUGUUUUUGUGACCCUGGAUGUGAUGAUGUGCACUGCAAGCAUACUCAACCUGUGUGCCAUCAGCAUUGACAGGUAUACAGCCGUGGUGAUGCCAGUGCUAUACAACACCACUCACAGCUCCCGCAAAAGGGUUUCAGUCAUGAUUGCAACAGUUUGGGUCCUUGCUUUUGCAGUCUCCUGCCCUCUUCUGUUUGGAUUCAACACUACAGAUAACCCUGCAGUGUGCUCGAUUUCAAAUCCCGAUUUUGUUAUCUACUCCUCUGUGGUGUCGUUUUACUUGCCGUUCAUCGUGACCCUUCUGGUCUACGUGCGCAUCUACAUCUUUCUCAGAAGGAGACGGAAGAGAAUCACCUUCCGUCAAAGCAGUGGCAAAGUUCAGCCAUCAUCUCUACCACUAUCUGCGGAGACGUGUUUACAAGACAACACUCACAAAGAGAAAAGAGACCUUUCCCCCAUCAGGAUCAAUGUGAUAAAUGAAACCAAGGAGCAGGUGAUGCGUCCGCGGCUCCUCGCCAGCUGCCUGUGGCGUAAGCGGCCUCAAACCGCCCCUGCCGAGAACUCGCUGCUGCCUCCUGUGAUCACGCUGAACUACUGCAGCAUCAGCCAGGCAUCCUUUGCUCGUACUGAGCAAGAUGCAAACCGUGAGGAAGAGGAGGGUGGGGACGAGGAGCAGGUGACCGUUAGGAGCUGCGAGGUGAAGAAGUUGUCAAACGGACGCACACACACAACCCUGCAUCCGCCGCGGCCCGCUCGUAUCAUGGUGUGUCCCAGUCAGGUCCGCUGUAGAAGUAUGCACUCCAAGGAAAAGAAAGCCACACAGAUGUUGGCCAUCGUUCUGGGGGUUUUUCUUAUUUGCUGGCUGCCCUUCUUUGUGACCCACAUCCUAAACACUCACUGCAGAGCUUGUCACAUUCCUCCUGAGGUCUACAGCGCCUUCACUUGGCUCGGCUAUGUCAACAGCGCUCUCAAUCCAGUCAUCUACACCACAUUCAACAUUGAGUUCCGCAGAGCCUUUAUUAAAAUCCUGAGUUGUUAAACCAUUGGCUAUUCUCUCAUAUAAUGCCCAAUGCAUCUUCCAGACAUUAUGGAUUCAAUUUUGGGAUACAAAGCGCCAAAUGCAGGGGAUAUUAAAGACCUUGAACAAUCUGAAGGGGAUUUCAAAUUCACUACAAAGCUCACUACACUUGGAAUUGGUGGAUUAGCGUUCAUCUGUAUCUUCUUCAAACUCCAUAGUUCAUUUUGAGACAACAGACCAAUCUGGAGUCCCAGAUGGUGCUUCACACUCAACAACAAAGCCUAGAAUAUCUUCUGGACAUUAUUCACCACCUUGUCGCAUGCAGAGCGAAGUCUGAGGUCAUCAUCGUGUUUGCAUGUGUCACACCGCUGAAUGAAACUGAAUUGAGUUUUGACUGAAACUAUUCAGUUGUAAAACAACAAAGACAACUGUUUAUGUGGCUACAAAGCCCAGUGAUUUGUCAAAGGGACCAUGAAGCAGGUGGACCACAGGAGCGGAAAGUAUUAAAAGCUCCAAGAUGUGUUGUGCCUUUAAUGGUUUCUCCCUCCUAAGAGCGAGUUUCGUGAUCCAACUGCAUAUCAGGAUAGAAAAGAGAAG
Carassius gibelio (silver crucian carp) is the source of this 1986-nucleotide messenger RNA. RefSeq names its product D(3) dopamine receptor-like. Gene Ontology annotation, molecular function: G protein-coupled receptor activity; dopamine neurotransmitter receptor activity, coupled via Gi/Go. Gene Ontology annotation, cellular component: membrane. The record is from RefSeq and is a predicted model, not a curated record. The transcript is spliced from 8 exons. Lineage: Eukaryota; Metazoa; Chordata; Actinopteri; Cypriniformes; Cyprinidae. Bases 1 to 1410 code for a protein of 469 amino acids. Gene Ontology annotation, biological process: adenylate cyclase-activating adrenergic receptor signaling pathway.